AACAACCUCUAAACUUCCUCCACACUUCGAUCAUCAGUUUCUCCUCCUAAAGCCUGAACCUCCUUACCUGCUUUCUCCUCCUAAAGCCUGAACCUCCUUACCUGCUUUCCUCACAACCCUGAAAAUUGAGCUUUUCAAGCAGCGAUAACGCUUUGUUUACACUGACGGCGAUCAGGUAUUUCAGUAAACAAACCAUGGAUAUAACCUCAAGAGCCACCACAGUAUUUUGUGUUCUUGUUUCUUUCUUCCUUGUUUCCUCUGCUCAGACAUGCAUAAACGACACUUUCACAUCAAACAGAGUCUUUGAUUCUUGCAAUGACCUUCCAUAUCUACAGGCCCAUCUCCACUGGAACUACAAUCAAUCCACUGGAGAAGUUGAGAUUGCAUACAGAGCCCAUCAAAUUUCUGAAGGAUGGAUUGCAUGGGCAAUCAACCCAACUGAGACAGGCAUGAUUGGAUCGCAAGCACUAGUUGCUUUUCGUGAUGCUAAUGGAAGUAUGACUGCUUAUCCAACAUCAAUAACCAGUUACAACCCUUCGAUGCUACCGGUAAAUCUCAGUUUUCAGGUUUCAAAUAUCUCUGCGGAAUAUUCAGCCAAUGUUAUGACCAUCUUUGCUGUUAUCGGACCACUGGAUAAUGGAACUAUUGCUAAUCAUGUCUGGCAGGCAGGAAGUUCAAUUUCUGACAAUAUUCCUCAGAUUCAUUCUACAUCUACUGCAAAUCUUCAAUCACUGGGGACACUAGAUUUUCUGUCAGGUUAGAAAAAAAAUAAUCGAGGAAGUACAGCAUGUCAGAUGUCAAGUUUGAAGACAUUCCACUAUUUCAAUUAUCUUUGUUUAAAUGUGGACCCUUUUCAAAUCAUCAGUAGGAUUAUGUUUUGGUCGGUACCAAUGUUAUACAAGUCACAUUCUUGAGCACAUUAGAAAAUAUUACAUUCACAUAAUUGGCUAUCAUUUUAGUUGUUUGGCCCUGGUCCAAAUUUCACAAUCAACUACUUGCGUCGUGCCUCUUAGCAUAGAGAGAAUAUGUCAGUUUAAAGAAAAUAAAAAAUAAACAAACAAAUACAAUAUCUUUGUUGAGGACUUGAAUUUAAAUUGUAAACUUUACAUAUCAAGUCUUGGGCAAAGGAAAUUACUUGAGAAGGAAUGACCUAGCAAGAUGGACAAUUCGAACAUUGCCACAGUUUAAUACAGUUAACCUCGUAGAUUCUCGCUACAAAUGGGUACUGCAGGAACGAGUCUUUAGAAAAUAUAUUGAAAAAUGAGUCAAUCAGCCAGGGUUAAGUGGGCUAUGCAUGUGUAACCAUAUUACCGGACAAUUGCUGCAACUCCUCAUGCUUUGGCUUUGUUAUUGGUAACUCCAAU
Molecule: messenger RNA, 1364 nt
Organism: Camellia sinensis
Lineage: Eukaryota; Viridiplantae; Streptophyta; Magnoliopsida; Ericales; Theaceae
Source: RefSeq, a predicted model, not a curated record